CCCCUCCCCAAAUGUGUGUGCAUGUAUGUAAAUGAGGAAGGCGAGGGGUGGGCAGUAGAGGAACUCGCCCCCGGCGCGCCGAGCCAGCCACCUCCUCUUUCCCGGACCGACGCAGGCGGCGGCAGGAGGAACUGCGGCGACCACGGGUGUCGGUGCAGGAGCGCAACACGUGUUUGCCCGGGCGCGAUGGAAUUCGAGGAACUGGGGAUCCGCGAGGAGUGCGGCGUCUUCGGCUGCAUCGCCUCCGGCUUGUGGCCCACGGAGCUGGACGUGCCCCAUGUGAUCACGCUGGGGCUGGUCGGGUUGCAGCACCGGGGCCAGGAGAGUGCAGGGAUUGUGACAAGUGAUGGAGAGUCAGCCCAUUCAUUAAAAGUACACAAGGGAAUGGGUCUGGUUAACCAUGUGUUCAGUGAAGACAGUCUGAAAAAGCUAUAUGUUUCAAACCUUGGGAUUGGCCACACAAGAUACUCUACCUCAGGAGUCUCUGUCUUGGAUAACUGUCAACCAUUUGUUGUGGAAACACUGCAUGGGAAGAUUGCUGUAGCCCACAAUGGAGAGCUGACAAAUGCUGUGCGGCUACGGAGAAAGCUAAUGCGCCAUGGAGUAGGACUUUCUACCAGUUCCGACAGUGAACUAAUCACUCAGCUGCUGGCGUUCACUCCUCCUUUGGAGCAAGAUGACACACCAGAUUGGGUAGCAAGAAUAAAGAACUUAAUGCAUGAAACACCCACUUCAUAUUCUCUUCUGAUGAUGCAUAAGGACAUUAUCUAUGCAGUGCGUGAUCCAUAUGGGAACCGGCCACUUUGCAUUGGCCGCCUCAUUCCAGUAGGUGAUAUAUAUGGAAAAGGGAAAACAAAUGCAGAAACUGAAGGAUGGGUGGUUUCCUCAGAAUCCUGUAGCUUUUUAUCUAUUGGUGCAGAAUAUUACCGUGAAGUUAUGCCUGGAGAGAUUGUGAAGAUAUCUAGAAAUGAACUCCAAACACUGGAUGUUGUACCAAGACCCGAAGGAGAUCCAUCAGCGUUCUGUAUUUUUGAAUAUGUAUAUUUUGCAAGGCCCGACAGCAUCUUUGAAGGUCAAAUGGUGUAUUCUGUUAGGAGAAGAUGUGGGCAACAGCUUGCUAUUGAAGCUCCUGUAGAAGCGGAUUUGGUUAGCACAGUCCCAGAAUCUGCGACACCUGCAGCCCUCGGUUAUGCACAAAAGUGUGGAUUACCAUACAUUGAAGUAUUGUGCAAAAACAGAUAUGUAGGAAGAACAUUCAUUCAGCCAAACAUGAGGUUAAGACAGCUUGGAGUGGCCAAAAAAUUUGGAGUUUUAUCAGACAACUUCAAAGGGAAGCGUGUUGUUCUUAUUGAUGAUUCUAUUGUGCGAGGCAACACUAUUUCACCCAUAAUUAAACUACUGAGAGAAUCAGGUGCUAAAGAGGUACACAUUCGUGUGGCUUCACCUCCAAUACGAUUUCCUUGUUACAUGGGAAUAAACAUUCCAACAAAAGAAGAACUCAUUGCCAACAAGCCUGAAUUUCAUGACCUAGCCAACUAUAUAGGGGCUGACAGUGUUGUCUAUCUUUCAGUAGAAGGACUGGUAUCAUCUGUCCAAGAGAGCAUUAAAGCAAGACAUGAUAAUGAAAACAGCCUAAAGACCAACAAGUUCCGGGUUGGGAAAAUAGGCCACUGCAUAGCUUGUCUUGUUGGAGAAUACCCCGUAGAGCUACAAUGGUGAAUUUUCAGAAUGCAAACACCAAUGAAUUAAAGUAUGGAACUGAUGACUUGCUUGAUAGCAAUACUCUUGAUCAAGCUGCUCUCGUUUUAGUUAAAACCUUAUUAGGGAUGGUAAAGAACAUAAAGAAAUAAAAUAUAAAAAUCAUGUGAUAAACAUUAGUUCUGGAACUUUGGGUGAACAAAGGUUUACCAAAGUCUUUUAAUUCCUUAGCUGGCCUACUCUUGCUGAGAAAUUUGGAACUGUUCUUUGAUUUUUAUGCAUUAAUGUGGGUGGGGGUAGUGUUGUCCUUUUUUUUUUUUUUUUUACAAAUGAUUUUCAGACAGGCUAUGAGCCAUUAAGCCAUCCCAAAUUUAAGCAGUAUUCAGUCAAAGGAAAAUGUGAAAUUUGGUUUUAUAAAAAUGACAAAUUUUUAAGUUUAAUAACUGUAUUUGCACCUAUUUCCAUCUGUUUUUCAGUUCUCUUUUUGAAAAAUGAAAUGUUCGCAUUCCUGCUUAUGUAACUAAAUCAUCCAUUAUAGCUUGCUUCCAAAGAGACUGAAUAUCAUUUUCUAUAGUAUGUUGCUGAGACUGGGAGACUCAGGGAAAUACUAUGCCAAAACUGUCUAAUACCUUGAGCCUUAAUGAUUUCAAAUAUGCUGUAUUAAAGUGUUUUCACUGUGUGUCAAAGGAAUGUGACAGGGAGAAUUAGAUUGAUAACCAUCUUGAACACCAGAUGUUCAGCGCUAAUUUUCUCUAACAUGUUCUUUCAUCUUGAAUGCUUACUUACCUUGUAGUUUGAGUGAAUGUUUUAACUACAUGUAGGCCUUCAAAGAAGACUCCAGCAAUGAAAAAUUAGCAUGCAAACUUUUAAAUGGAGUAUUUUAACACAUAAUAAUGCUCCUUAAUUUAAUAUAUAUUACAUCUUUGCUCAGUAUUUAAAAAAAAACUUGUGCUUUUUGUGUCUAUAAAUGGAAAGUUUCAAUAAUUCCUUAGGGGACAUAAGAGGCAAAGCUGAUUUGAAUUAGAAUUGCAAAUAAUUCUAACUCUUUACAAAAAUCACUGUUCCUUUGUGGUCUCUGGACAAUCCCACAUAUCACCAUGUGUCCUGCAUGUGCCUGCCCAGAGCAACGGUUGGAAUUAUCACGAGCUAGACACAUAUUUUGGCAGGAAGCUCAAGGCACCCUCAAUGCUCAGGAGAAAUGGCUCCUCCAUUUCUGUUCAGUUCCUCAGGACCUGUGCAGCAGUGGCAUGAUGGAGAACUCACUGCUCUUUAGACUCUCUGGAGCACAUUAAACCUUAUCUUCUCCUCUUUGUUUUCUUCACACAGAUGGGUUUUAUAGUCCUUCACUUCCUUCUAUCCAAAGGGCAGGGCAAAUAGAGCAUGCAACAGGGUCGGAGGUACCUUAUUUACACAUUGAGUCAAUUUGAGAGUUAUUCAAAUAGUUCUGUUUCCCAAAUAUGGUAAAUAUGCGUACUUGCAGAGCCAUUGCAAACACUCAUGAAGGUGGGAAAUACUAAACAGAAGAUGUGAAUAGCCAGGAAAAAAAUAAACUAUAAAGCUAAGAAGACCUUUUAUCUCACUUUCUUAAGUGCUGGAUUCUACUACUUUUAAAAACAAAGCUACUUGACUGACAAAGCUACUUAAAGGUUGCAAGUGGCUUCCAUAGAAUGAGGAGCACUAGGAAGACUGCCUAGCAGAAUUGGACAUAGCCUUCAAAAUAAAUGAAUAAAACAAAUUCCCUAAGACAACUGCUUAUCAUUUCUAAGCAAGCAUCCUUUAUGAUUCACAAUGUAUGUGUAUUUCCAUUCCGUAUACUGUGUAGACUGUGUUAAUUUAUUGUGUACAGUUUCUAUGAUGUGUGUGCAUUUCCAGCAAAGGGCUUCUAGUGCAAGUGUACAGAAUCAUUUUUUUAAUCUUACAAAGACAUGAACAAGAAUUGUAGACUAACUCAUAUAGCAUGGAAUCUUAAAAUACAUAAUGAA
This is a messenger RNA of Varanus komodoensis (Komodo dragon), 3680 nucleotides long. RefSeq names its product phosphoribosyl pyrophosphate amidotransferase (gene PPAT). Gene Ontology annotation, biological process: purine nucleotide biosynthetic process; purine nucleobase biosynthetic process. NCBI's taxonomy places the organism in Eukaryota, Metazoa, Chordata, Lepidosauria, Squamata, Varanidae. The transcript has 11 exons. Gene Ontology annotation, molecular function: amidophosphoribosyltransferase activity. The coding region runs from base 22 to 1719 and encodes 565 amino acids. The record is from RefSeq and is a predicted model, not a curated record.